AUGCACACACCAUCCCCAGGGCUGCUGCCCGUGUCCGAGCCUGGCCAGCAGCGGUUCCUCCGUGUGAACACGCGUAUCUGCAAUUCCGUGCACUCCUCCGGCCACAGCGGGACCAGCACUGACCGGGACCGUUCAGCUGCUGGCGUUGCUUGUGUUCACGCCCCUUCGGACACAAUUUUGGAGCUGCCGCCCCAGCCUGUUAGCUGUGUCAGGACCAGACGCCAGCCAGACAUGACGAAAAGGACACCGUACUUCAUGGCAGAGGACAGAGCUCCGGGGUCUGCCGGGAAGCCGCUGGUGUUUCGCGUUGACAACAGCACCCCAGAAGUGGUGCAGAGCGUCCUGCUGGAGCGGGGGUGGGACAAGUUCGAGCAGGGAGGGCAGGACGUGGAAGGCUGGAACCUGUAUUGGAGGACCUCCUCCUUCCGCAUGGCCGAGCACGCCAACAUCAAACCCUGGCAACAUCUCAACCACCACCCGGGCACCACCAGGCUCACCAGGAAGGACCACCUGGCCAAACACCUGAGGCACAUGAAGAAGACGUACGGCGCGGCUGUGGACGAGUUCAUCCCCUUGACGUUCGUGAUGCCCAACGACUACAGCAAGUUCGUGGCCGAGUACUUCAGGGAGAAGCACGGGGCGGGCGGCGCGCGGAGCUGCUGGAUCUGCAAGCCGGCGGAGCGCUCCCGCGGGAGGGGCAUCCUCGUCUUCAGAGACAUCAAAGACUUAGUCUUCGACGACACCUACGUCGUGCAGAAAUACAUCUGCAACCCUCUGCUCGUGGGCAGGUACAAAUGCGACCUCCGCAUCUACGUGUGCGUCACCGGCUUUCAGCCUCUGACCAUUUACAUCUACCAGGAGGGGUUUGCGCGGUUCGCCACGGAGAAGUUUGACCUCGGGAACCUGCGGAACAGCCACGCGCAUCUGACCAACAGCAGCAUCAAUAAGUGCGGCGCCUCCUACGAGAAGGUCAAGGAAGUGGUCGGCCACGGCUGCAAGUGGACCCUCAGCAGGUUCUUCUCCUACCUUCGCAGCUGGGACGUGGACGACCUGCUCCUGUGGCAGAAGAUCAACCACGUGGUGAUUCUCACGGUGCUCGCCAUCGCGCCCUCGGUCCCCGUCGCAGCCAACUGCUUCGAGCUCUUUGGCUUUGAUAUUUUGGUCGACGACAACUUGAAACCAUGGCUACUGGAGGUCAACUUCAGCCCCGCCCUGUCCAUAGACUGCUCGGCGGACGCAUCCGUGAAGAGGAAACUUAUCCAUGACACCAUCGAGCUGAUUUACUUACGCGGUCCAAGAAACGAGAGAGCAGAAUGGCGUGAAGGUGCCAAGGGGAGACGCAGCGUCUCCCUCGCCAAGCUGCACGCGGGCAGACUCAACAAGCCUGGCAGCACGCGCUCCUCUGAGGCCCUAUUACAGCGGACGGGUAGAACUUUGGAGGAUGAAUCUGCCGUGAAAAAAGACCUAAAAAUAUGCCCUGAAAAUAAACAUGCGUCCCAGCCGAGGGAAAUGGUGAGCGGGAGGAAGGAUCUACUUCUGUCCACAAAAGAACCCCCCAGAACCAAGCCAAAGCUAACGGGUAGACACUCGACCUAUCAUAAGACGCUCCUUCCAUUCAUGUCGCUCAUUCAGUCAUGCGUGGGCAAGACCAGUGUCUCCCCGUGCGUCCCCUUGGACAGCAGCAAGGUGCCGGGUCUCCAAGCAGGGAAUUUCGUGCUCAUUUUUCCUUUCAAUGAAGCGACUUAUGGAGCCUCUAGGAAUGGAUUAAAUGUCAGAAGAAUAAUCCAAGAGCUCCGGAAGCUCAUGAAUAAGCAGCAUCCCCAUGUGGUGGACAUGGAAGCAAAAAGAAGGUGAUGGGCUCUGAAGGAAACCAGGGAUCCCUCCACCGGGGACGGGGACGGCAAUGACUCAGCCCUAGACCUCUGUGCUCAGCACAUCGACCACCUCCCUGGGGCCCCCGAUGGGGGUGUGUAUGUAAGUAGAAGUUCUCUGCAAAGUCAGACACAUGUGGGCGGGGAUUAAAUUAUGUGAUAUGACUGGUUUAUUUGGUCUGGUUUCUUGGGAGAAUACAAGCCUGCCUCUUGCACUUGGAAAUGCGUCACCUCAAUUACACUACACACUUGUGUAAACACGGACACAAGAUUAUUACCAUAUUUUUUAAGGACUCUUAUGUGAAAACAGUACCAUAAAAGGGUCAAGCCUUAACUUGUUUUUUAACACACCAUUUUUUGUUCAAAAUUGUUUUUGUCAACUUAAUGAUGAAACAGUCGUCUGGGGUGAGGCCAAUUGCUGAAAACCUCCCCCCAAAAUACCCAAACAACUCUGUCAUUCCUCAGUCCCGGGCCCUAACUAGACACUGUGCCACGUAGCUUCCCACUGAGGACACCCAUCGACCAUACCCAGAAGGUGGCCGCCUCUUGGUUGGUCCCUUAGCUGAGAGAUCAUUCUGCGACCGCAGAACCUUCCAGACGCACCAUGUUACCACUCCCGCCUCAUAAGAAAGCAGUGACGAGUCCUAAGACACAAAGUCUCCAGCAUUGACUUGAAAACAUUAUGCUGAGUGAAGAAAAUCCAGACACCAGAGGCCACAUGUCGUAGCAUUUCCUCUACAGGGAACGCCGUGGGUCGGCAAACCCACAGACGCAGAACACAGACCAGUGUUGGCAGGGCCCAGAGGGGUGGGCAGGGGAGCGACUGCGAGUGCGUAGGGGGUUUCCUUUUGGAAGACAAGAAUGUUCUGGAGAUGGUUGUGCAACACUGUGAGUGCCGAGUGUCACUCAUGGUAGGUUUCACGUUAAGCUUAUGUUACCACAAUCAAAGGUUAGAGCAGAACGAGUUAAGUCAGGCGGGCUGGAACUAGAGACCGGGGACGCGGGACACGGUGGGUGACAGAACGCGGGAGGUACCAGCAUACGAUUACCAUUACGAGCUGGGAUCGCACCUGCGGCGCCCCUCCGUGGCUAAUGAAAUUCGAGCGCUUGAUCUCAGUGGUUCAGAAAAAAGGGGGAGAGAGAAUUCAGCAUUCUUGACACGGGGCCCACAUGCCCAUUGUGUCCCUGGCCCAGUGUCUGGCGUGAGAGCACUUACUUGCUCCCAGCCUCAUUCCAGGAAGGGCUGAAGGGAAUGAGUGGGAAUAUGAGUGAACCACGAUUGUUCGGAUUUUUUGUAUGAGUAUUUGGAAAAGAACAGGUUCUUUCUACAAGUGCUGAGGUGUGCUCCAAGACCAGACCAGGAGGCUGGCAUCACUGGAAAACCUCCAUGUCUUCAAAUACUCUCCCUUCACCGCGAGCCAGGUGUUACGACCCCGCCAGGAGGAUGAACGCUGCAGAGAGGCAUGAAGCGUGUGCUGUUAAGGAAAGAUGGUUUUACUGGAGCAUUUGAAGUUUUACGGCAAGAGCCUUGGGCCACCUGUCGGGAAAAACAUGCCAAAACUUGUCCCGGGUCUGGAAACGUGCACCAUCCGCAGACGGCAUGGUUCCGGGGGUAGACUUGCCUGGCAUCUUCUGGUGCCGAGGGAAGUGUCUCAGGAGGGAGUGUUCUUGUUCCUGAGAGCCCUGGGAUGACGUGAGCCGAGCAGAGAAGGACAGUUAUCAUGUGGGGUCACUCAUGUGCAGAACAUAAGGAACAGCGUGGAGGACCACAGGGGACGGAGGGGAGACGGAGAGGAAGAAGUCAGAGAGGGAGACAACCCAUGAGAGGCUCCUAAUCAUAGGGAACAGACUGAGGGG
This is a messenger RNA of Enhydra lutris kenyoni (northern sea otter), 3728 nucleotides long. Its product is annotated as tubulin tyrosine ligase like 2. Bases 1 to 1854 code for a protein of 617 amino acids. The record is from RefSeq and is a predicted model, not a curated record. Gene Ontology annotation, cellular component: cilium. NCBI's taxonomy places the organism in Eukaryota, Metazoa, Chordata, Mammalia, Carnivora, Mustelidae. Gene Ontology annotation, biological process: microtubule cytoskeleton organization; protein polyglutamylation. Gene Ontology annotation, molecular function: tubulin binding; tubulin-glutamic acid ligase activity. The transcript is spliced from 3 exons.